Crotalus tigris (Tiger rattlesnake) is the source of this 3070-nucleotide messenger RNA. RefSeq names its product zinc finger and BTB domain containing 46 (gene ZBTB46). The record is from RefSeq and is a predicted model, not a curated record. Bases 551 to 1780 code for a protein of 409 amino acids. Gene Ontology annotation, molecular function: DNA-binding transcription factor activity, RNA polymerase II-specific; protein binding; RNA polymerase II cis-regulatory region sequence-specific DNA binding. NCBI's taxonomy places the organism in Eukaryota, Metazoa, Chordata, Lepidosauria, Squamata, Viperidae. The transcript is spliced from 5 exons. Gene Ontology annotation, biological process: regulation of transcription by RNA polymerase II.
UGACAGUUGCGCUCCCACCUCGCGCCCUCGCUCUCCCUCCCUCUCUCUCUCUGGGGGGGGGGGAGGAGGAAGAGACGCGCGAGGCUCCCAAGGGGCGUGGCUCAAGGAGACAGGGGUCCCCCUCUACCCAAUCAGGGACCACAUCGCCUGCUCUAUUUUUUUUUCUUUCUUUCUUUUUUUUAAAAAAGCCUCGGCCGGGCCCCGCCCCCUCCUUUUCCUUUCCUUUGCCGGCUCUACCGGGCUCGAGCAUGGCCCCUCCCCCUCUCCGGCCAAGUUGGGUGAGGAGGAGGAGGAGGAGGCGGCGGCAGGAGAGCGCGCGCGCCCCUCCCCCCUGUCCUGGGGGGGGUUGGGUGGGGGGGCAGAAGAGAGGCAAAAGAAAAAGAAAAAGAGAGAGAGAGAGAGGAGGAGGCGGGGACGCGCUCCGGCGGUUCUCACCCCCACUCAGCGCGGCUCCGUUUUCCCCAGCCCCGUGAGGGGAGCGCGGCGAGAGCGAGUGGCCGCGGCCCCCCCCCCUCAGAGUGUGCAGACGUGGGAGUGCAAAUACUUCUAAAUGAAUAAUCAGAAGGAAGACAUGGAGAUUGCCUCCCAUUAUCAUCAUCUGCUUCAGGAACUCAAUGAACAAAGGCAGCAUGGUAUCCUAUGCGAUGUUUGCAUCAUAGUGGAGGGAAAGAUUUUCAAGGCUCAUAAAAAUAUUUUACUUGGGAGUAGUCGUUACUUCAAGACAUUGUAUUGUCAGGUGCAGAAGACCUCCGACCAAGCCACAGUCACUCAUUUGGAUAUUGUAACGGCACAGGGCUUUAAAGCAAUCAUUGACUUCAUGUACUCAGCACACCUUGCAUUGACCAGCAGGAAUGUUAUUGAGGUGAUGUCAGCGGCCAGCUAUCUUCAAAUGACCGAUAUUGUGCAAGCUUGUCACAAUUUCAUCAAGGCUGCUCUUGACAUAAGCAUAAAGUCUGAUGCAUCCGACGACCUUAUUGAUUAUGAAUUUGGGGCUUCCUCUAGCAGUAGUACGGAUGCUCUGAUUUCUGCUGUUGUCGCUGGUAGGAGCAUAUCUCCCUGGCUGGCUCGAAGGACAAGUCCAGCAAACUCUUCUGGAGAUUCGGCUAUUGCUAGCUGUCACGAAGGAGGAAGUACUUGUGGAAAAGAGGAUCAAGAGCCAAAAUCAGAUAGUCACGAUGACAUUUCAUCCCAGUCACUUUGGUCUACUGAUUUGGGCUAUGGGACUUUGCGUGUCAAAGAAGAACAGAUCUCUCCACCUCAUUAUGGAGGGAAUGAAUUGCAGUCUGCCAAAGAUAGUGCAAUGCAAAAUGCUUUCUCAGAACAAGGAAUUACAGAUGGGUGGCAGCCUACAGGGCGUAGGAAGAAUAGAAAAAACAAGGAUACUGUGCGUCACAUUACACAACAAUUUGGAGGUGACAGCAGGACAACUUCACCAGUGCCUCCCUUUCUAACUGCCCCUGGAUGGCCAUACAGUCAUCAAGAAGCAAGUGUGGAUCUGACAGGGGCAGAGCCCAACCAUUCUGACAACAGAAUAGAGAGAGUGGAUCUUUAUGCAAAGGUUGAUGAAGCACUCCUAGGAGGUGAAGUGAGUUAUCUCUCUCAGCCACUUACUCCAGAGAAAGAGGAUGCACUUCAGGCUGUAGCAGUUGCUAACUUGCGGGCAGCUCUUAUGAGCAAGAAUAGCUUAUUGUCCUUGAAAGCUGACCUGCUUGGAGAAGAGAGUUCUCUGCUCUUUGAAUAUUUACCCAAAGGCACACAUUCCUUGUCUUAUCACUUAUGACAGAUUUCUAGGAUUGUGGCCUUUUAGCUGGCUUUCCCACAGAUACGAAUACUGCACAAUCUGAAGACAUGGACUUGGACCAUGAAGAGAUUUGUUUUUGAGUUUUUCAGGAGCCGGGACACUGUGCUAUAUUUCCUGCAGGAAAAAUUUAAAAUGUUUGACAACACUAAAGGAACAUUUCCAAGAACAUUCUUUCUCUGUUAUUAUCCCUCUUGAUAGGACUGGCUAUUCAAGGCUAAAACUGGCUGGUUUUUCUGAGCACAGGCCUCCUGGUCACCUUGCCUGCUUCCAGUGUUGCAAGCUUCACACUAAGGUCAAACUUGGAUCGGCAUGAAAAAAAACAACAAUCCAUUUCAAUUGGAAGAAGGUGCAAUGCCCUCACCGCCUCAAACUAUUUCAAGACAAAACAGACUUAAAUUGGUUUCUUAUGUCUGUACGCUCCAGCUAAUGUCUUUUUUUGUGGGAGGGGCUUUGGCACUUGGAAGGCCCUGACUGCUCAUAAGAAAAGUUGUUAUCUAAUUUCCACACAGCCACCUGAAGAACAUCUACAGAAUAUGAUCAAAAUCAGGAAUAUGAUACUAAGUAAAAAAAACUAGGGGUGGCAUGGAAUCCAGCUGUUCAGAUCUUGAAUACCUAACGCUUCAACUGGAUAGUGUACAGCUAGUUCUCCAUUUAACAACCCUUCAUUUACGACCAUUACAGUGAAAAAAGUGACUUGCAACUGGUCCUCACACUCACAACUGUGGCAGCAACCCCACUGUCAAAUUAUCAAAAUUUGGGCGCUUGGCAACUUAACAUAUAUUUACAGUAGCUGCAACAUUCCGGGGUGAUAUGAUCCCCAUUUGUGGCCUUCCCAACCAGCUUCUGACUAGCAAAGUUAGUGGGGGAAGCCAAAUUCACUUAACAACUGCAUGAUUCCCCGCUUAACAACUGUGACAAAAAAGGCCAUAACCUUUUGUGUGCCUCAGUUAAAUUGCCUUGCUUAACAAAGAAAAUUCUGGUUCCAAUUUGGUCGUAGGUUGAGGGCUACCUCUAUUCAGUUUGGCUGGUACUGUGAUAUAAGUGUUUUUAAUCUAAAGUAAAUCCUGAUUAAUAUCAGGUACGGAAAGGGACUGUUUACUUUUACCGUUUCUAAAUUCCAUGACUAAGAUGCAUAAAUAAUUCCGUUUGAAAGUUUUAAUAUUUUAAAAUUUGAUGUGCCUAAUUUUUAGACAAAACAUUUAAAAUACUUUUGUAUUUUUAACCGUUGGUUUAAAUCAGUGGUUCUCAACCUUUUUAAUGCCGCAACCC